AUGGCUGACUCUGUAGCAUCAAUUGGUAAUCGGUAUAUUGAUAGUAAUGAUACCGAUAUGCAUUUUCUCCGAACCUGGGCGGUUCGUAGAUGUCAGCAUACGGAUUGGGAUGUAUGUGAAAGGAUUCGAUUGUGUGAAUUGAAAGAAGCAAGAGAUCGUGCUGCACAAAUGGAGAAGACGAUGAGAUGGUGGUCAAGUUGCACAGCUGAAUGGAGGAAUAGAUGGAGUGCAGUCCGAGAUGAACGAAAUCGAGCUCGAGAAGAAGCUGAAACACUUCGUCAUAAUUAUGACCUACUUCUUGAGGAAAAACGAGCACUAGCCGAGCAACUGUACCACACUGACUCAGAAUCAGAUGAAGCAAAACCAGAAGUUCCCAAACCAGAAAUCGAUGGAACAAAAAGAAAUGCAGUUGUUCAAACAGUUCAUUCGAUAUCUUGUGAUCCUCCAUCAAUUCUUGUCACAAGUUAUUCUCAAGCACAAAUAGAAGCAGUUCUUCGUGAGCCGAGUGUAGACGAACCUGUGGAAACUGUGAAAUCAGACAUCAACGAGCAAUUGAAAGCGGAAAAUGAGUUUUUGAAGGAUCAAGCCGUGGAACUGCAAAAGUGUCGAGACAAAAUCGAGACAGAUACCAAGACAAUUGAGGACCUUCGUAUUCGAAUUCAUAGUAUGGAGAGGGAGCUAUUAUCUGCUAAAAACUCAAAACGGGCCAGCAGCUCUUAA
This is a messenger RNA of Caenorhabditis briggsae, 720 nucleotides long. The coding region runs from base 1 to 720 and encodes 239 amino acids. The transcript is spliced from 5 exons. NCBI's taxonomy places the organism in Eukaryota, Metazoa, Nematoda, Chromadorea, Rhabditida, Rhabditidae. The record is from RefSeq and is a predicted model, not a curated record.